This is a messenger RNA of Caenorhabditis auriculariae, 1678 nucleotides long. Lineage: Eukaryota; Metazoa; Nematoda; Chromadorea; Rhabditida; Rhabditidae. The record is from the annotation of a GenBank genome assembly.
AUGGACAGCGAUUCACUUCAGACGGUUGACAAUAUGGAAGGCAAGACUUCAAAGAGCGAAUACGGAAUGAGUGAUAACAGAACUAGGCCUGUACUCGACGUACUCGGAGCCGGCGUCGGAGACCAACGUAACCUUUUCGGAUUUGCUCUCGCGUUAUACGUUGUCGCCCUCGGAGGCCAACGUCACGAUGGCCGAUAUUUUUAACCAGCGUACAUAGUUUUUUGAGGAUUCAGAAUUUUUCGAAGUUUAUUCUUCAGAAACUGGUUAAUUUUCAGUUAGCAGCAGGGAAGCGUGCAAUGAACACUACGGACUCGAGGAUUUGGAACGUAAGGACUUUUUGAUUUCAAACAAACGGAAAAAUUCCGCAGCGACUACAGCGAUAGGAACCCCGCAACCGUUGUCGUCGUACUCGCCGCUGCCCAGCGAAACGGCCAUUUCUUUCGAGGAUCUGCGCGCCGAAGCGUCGCCGCCGCUUUCCACCGCCGAGUUCGGCUGCUACUCCAUCUACAGUAAUCCAUCGACGGAGACUGUUUUUUGCGAGAGUUUGUUGUUUUUCUUGGGGUAAAAAAAGUUAGAUGGGGUUAAUUUCAGUUGACAAUGAUCAUCAACAAACGCAACAGCGGGACGAAUCUUCUCUGAAUGGGGAAAUUGAAGGUGAAUAGUCAGGAAAUCAGCCUUCUCUCAUGUGGAGAAUAGUUCUGUUCUCGUACGUAGGAUCGCAAGAGUACUCCCUAGAGAGGUAUCCUCAGGGGAAGUUGAACGUUUCCCUCUAGGGACCACCUUACCUCCCUCUAAAGGGAGCGCUAAAGUUUGCAAGAGUGGCCGUUAGUGGCCACAUGGGCCAUGUGACAUGGCUCCCCUGAGAGACGGAAAAAGUGAUAAAUAAGCGUCAUUUGAAUUUGAAACUAUCAACAGAGGCCUCCACUAUCAAGUUCUUUCCAUUUUUCAUAGCAUGACCAAUUUGAAGACCACCAGAGGGACCGCUUAGAAGUUAAUGGGUCAGACCCUAAACCUUUAUUAAGACCACCUGAGCUUGAGGACUCUGAGGUAACCUCUCUCGUUUUGUCCCCUAGAGGGGCCACUCUGGCGUGUCUAAGUAUAUACUAGAGAUUUUGAACUUCAAAAACGCUUCAGAAGAGCAAACGUUCGAGAUGACGGUUUGUAAAGAGGUGGUGAACGUGGUGGACUCCAACGAGUGCCUCCGUCGUCUCCCAGAUUUCCAGCCGAUUCCAAUCAUCUUCAACAAACAUCACUAUCUUGGUUCGUUCUUUCAAAAAUACAAAAGCGACAUUUUGAGCCAUUCCAAGUGCGACAGGGUUGUUUUUUGAAAAACCGUGAAAACAAAAAAAAAAAAACAAAUUCAAAAUAAGCUUUUUUCAGUUCCAGCCGAAAAAAGGAAGUUGCCGUCAUCGUCGGACGUUUCUUCCACUGCCACAGCUCUUGACGGUUUUUUUUUUUUUUCAAUUUCAUAUUUAUUUUUAGACCUCGAGCUUUCUGGCGACUGACACAAAGUACAAAAACGUGGGUUCAUCGGGUUUUUUUUCACAAAAAGAGUAAUUUCAGUCAUAGGCCAGUCACCGGCUGCCGCUCAUUUUCCUUCAUCCAAGUGGUGUUUUCGAAUAAAUUUUUGGGAAUUUGCAUGUUUUUUGUGGGAGACGAGUUUUGUGAAUUCAGCUGA